Molecule: messenger RNA, 750 nt
Organism: Cyprinus carpio (common carp)
Lineage: Eukaryota; Metazoa; Chordata; Actinopteri; Cypriniformes; Cyprinidae
Product: macrophage mannose receptor 1-like
Exons: 3
Coding region: 1-750 (249 amino acids)
Source: RefSeq, a predicted model, not a curated record
AUGGACGGGAGUCUGUUUGUGCUGCUUCUGCUGUCAGGGAUCUUAUGGAGCAGUUCUGCUCUUUCUCAUCCGUACCACUAUAUAAAUGUGAGAAUGUCGUGGCCAGAGGCUCAGAGUUACUGCAGAGAGAGAUUCACUGAUCUGGCUACUGUAGACAGCAUGGAUGAUGUGAACAGGCUGGUGAAUAUAGUGGAUGCUGGAUACAGUGGAUCAGUGUGGAUUGGACUGAAGAGGGGGACACUGAAACGCUGGGGUUGGUCUAACGGUGAAAACACAACUUAUCAGUACUAUAACUGGGCUUCAGGACAGCCAAAUGGGGAUGAAGAUUGUGUAUCUACUUAUGCCGGUGUUUGGCAUGAUAUGUUAUGUAGCAAUAAGCGAUAUUUUGUGUGCUACGAAAAUUCUGGAUACAUAUUGAUACAGAGCACAAAAAACUGGACUGAUGCUCAGAGCUACUGCAGACAGAAUUACACAGACCUGCCCACCAUCCACAACUCUGAGCAAAAAACCAGGAUAAAUAAGAUUCUUUUAUCUGAAAAUUACAUCUGGAUCGGUCUGUUUCUGGACUCUUGGGAAAGGUCUGACAAAUGGAGUCUCUUCUUCAGACACUGGGCAGCAGGUCAACCAUCCAUGAGUUCAGGAUCUGGUGACUGUGUUGGCAUGUCAACAGCUGAUUCUGGGAAAUGGUUUCAACACAGAUGUGAUCUGCAGCAUCCUUUUAUCUGCCAUGGAGGUGAGUUUAACAUCUAA